CCACAUGAAGUACAAGGAGACGAAUUUCACAUGUGUGUUUCAUUUCUACUUACAUUAAAACACUGACUGGAAUGUAUUAAAUAUGUUCUUCAUGUGUUCAAUGUUGAACACCAGUAAAAUAUUCAGUCUAUUUGGACAAUGCACUAAAAAACCUGUAUAUAUUAUGGUAAUGACUUAUUUAAAUUUUCUUUUUAGCAUUACUAAUCUUGAUACGGGCUGCUUCCGUUUUAUUUAUUUAUUUAUUUGCAAUAAAAAUGUCCUCACGACGGCCUCACAAUGACUCCCCCAAAAUGGCGACGCCGUAGACGUAUUUUCAAGCAGGAGUCCACGUAGACGUCAAGGGGUUUUAGUGGGAAAGAACAAGUUUACAGGAGCCACAUCCACUCUAACUUUGACGACGUCAGGUUCAGGACAUGCCAAACCUAAACAACAGCUACCCUAAACCCGACAUUAUCGUUACACACGUAUACGUUGACCAACGCUUACGUGAUAUAAUGUCCUGACUCACACAUUGUUGCUUUUAUUUUCGUACUGGCCUUUGUCCUACCGAGACCACCUGCCUUGUCCUCAUUCAAGAUGUGGCCCAGAGGAAACUAUGACGAUGGACAUGAUUCCGACCAUAAAACAAGCUCUGGAAGCUCUGGCUCUGCAGAAUGGCUCCCUGGCCAAGACUUAUUGUGGUCCACCAACCCUCUAAGUUCUGGAAGCAGUCUCUAUAUGGGACUCAGACACCGCACAGUGUCCGGCAGUGGUGACAGCGGCAUCGGCACCUACUAUUCGGACAGUUUGGAAGAUUCAACUCAAAAGAAUCCACCGAGUCCUUUGAAUAUGAAGAAAUAUCCUCCCAUGCGGCGGUGUUCCUCUCUGACCAAGUUGUCCUCUGUAGCUGAUAAAAGCACAGCUAAGACGCUCGGCCAUCUGUACAACCCAGGUUUCCAAGGCUCGUUGGACCGAGGUCUGUUUAAUCAUCACAAAAAGGUUUGUGGUUCAAAAGUGGACCUUCAUCUACCUCUGACCUCCUCAUCCAGCUCCCACAACUUGCUGCAGUAUUCAGUCGGCUCUUUGCCCUGCAACCACUACACACGCAGCCCCGGAUCCAGAGCUCUGUCCCUGUCUCCGUCAUCUCUGACUUCACCAGUUAAACACCCCAGUCUGGACAAUAGCUUGAGUGCUUUAACAGCAGCUGAAGUGGGUUACAGUGGGCGACAGCUGUAUGGCCUCAGCUCAUGUGUUGGUCCUUACGUUGGGGAAAGCUCCCUCACCUCACCCUCCCUCAGCAAAACAAUGUUCCUCACUGACCAGUAUAAGCCUACGGCAGAGUGUCAGAAGAGUGCAGGUGCCCGAAAGACCUCGCCUGGAAAACAAAGGCACCAGCAGGAACCAGGACUUCACCAGUUAUUUAAAGUAAGCGGCCACGUGGAAAACCCUUUGAAGGUUAAGGAGGGGCUCCUGAGAGACCGAGAACUGGAGAUAAAUUGGCAGAGGCAGGAGAUAUUACUGCUCCAGGCUCAGAUCUCUGAGAACGUGCACAGAGCACAGCAGCUCCUGCAGAGCCAGAGAGGCUGGUUACACGAUGCCAACGACCGAAACAAAGAGGAAUCAGACGUGAGAAUAGCCCCUGAGAUGCCGUGUGGUGAUGAAGACCUCAAUCAGAAGCUCGCGGUUGCUGAAAUAAAGGUGCUCCAUUUGAAGAAUGUCUAUCAGCAAGUGAUUGAAAAGUACGCAGAAGACAUGAGAAAGCUGCAGAAAAAGAUCAAAACAAGGGAUCGAUACAUAAGCUGUCUGAAUAAGAAGUUUCAGAGGGAGUGUGAUCAGAGUCGUGAGAAGCAGCAACAGAUAGAGACACUGGAGAAAUAUCUGUGUGACCUGCCUUCACCUGAGGUGGUUCAUGUCCAGGCCCAGCAGCAGGAGCAGGUACAGCAAAAGACCAAAGAGCUCGGCCAAAAAGUGUCUGAUAUCCAGAAGAGUUUGGAGGAAGAAUGUGCUCUGAUUAAAGACAAGAUGCUAAGGAUCGAACUACAGGCGAAGCGAGAGAAGGAGUUGAUCUCGUCUGUUCACAGCCUGCAGCAGAAGGUGCAGGAAUGUUUGGACGACGGCGUGAGGUUAUCCAUGCAAGACCUGAAGCAACUUGAGGUUGAAAAUAUACAACUAGUGGAACAGGACGUACGCAGCAGCCAGCUGGUCCAGCGUCAAAAAGAACAAAUCGAAAGACUUACCUGGCAGCUAAUGGCCGUCAGCGUAAGACUGCAGAAAAAACGAGGCCUCUGUCAUAACCAGAAUGAGACUCUACUCAACACGUUCAGAGCCGUCACGCAGGUAUGUGUUCUGUCCUGCUGUUAGGUACGUGUUCCGUCCUGCUGUUACGUACGUGUUCCGUCCUCCAUUACGAUCAAAACUGUUGGUUGUGAUAAAGUAGGAUCAGACAUCAAGUUCUCUGGUGCUCCGUUAAAAUACAGUUAAUGUCUGCAGAAAGCCCUUAGUACUUUUUCAAUAUGUACAUUACAUAAUAAAAAAAAAAAGUUUUUUUUUUGUGAGGAAUAAAAAUACAUCGUGUUCAUGUAAAAGCACUAGUAAGUAUCAUCGUUUUGUACCGAGGGACGCAACAAUAUUUGUGACUGAUUAGCGGCUAAUACGUUUAUAUAUCACCAUCAGUGAAUUAUCGGGUGUUAAAUUCCCGAUGGCAGUUACUGAUACCAAG
Cynoglossus semilaevis (tongue sole) is the source of this 2698-nucleotide messenger RNA. RefSeq names its product centrosomal protein of 85 kDa-like. Gene Ontology annotation, cellular component: centrosome. The transcript is spliced from 11 exons. NCBI's taxonomy places the organism in Eukaryota, Metazoa, Chordata, Actinopteri, Pleuronectiformes, Cynoglossidae. The record is from RefSeq and is a predicted model, not a curated record. Bases 577 to 2340 code for a protein of 587 amino acids.